AGGAGGCGGAGCGGCGUCGUCCCCGCGCUAUGCCGAGCAAGAAGAAGAAGUACAAUGCGCGGUUCCCCCCGGCGCGGAUCAAGAAGAUCAUGCAGACGGACGAGGAGAUCGGGAAGGUGGCGGCGGCCGUGCCCGUCAUCAUCUCCCGGGCCCUGGAGCUGUUCCUGGAGUCGCUGCUGAAGAAGGCCUGUCACGUCACCCAGGCCCGCAACGCCAAGACCAUGACCACUUCGCACCUGAAGCAGUGUAUCGAGCUGGAGCAGCAGUUUGACUUCCUGAAGGACCUGGUGGCCUCCGUGCCGGACAUGCAGGGCGAUGGAGAGGACAACCACGUGGAUGGGGACAAGGGACCCCGCAGGGGCCGGAGGUCCGGCAGCGGGCGGAAGAACGGCGGAGCCGGCGGGAAAGGGAAAGAUAAGAAGCAGUCGGGGACGGACUCGGAGCAGGAGGACGACUCGGAGGGCACAGAGACGGACGGGGAGGAGGAGACGACGGCGCCGCUACCGCCCCAGGCCGGCAGGCCCCCCCCCGCCCCGGUUCCAGAGGGGCCGUCGGAGCCAGGAGACGGAAGGCAGCGGAGAGGGAGCCCGGCUCGGGAAGCAUCCUCUCUGGGGAAGAUCGACGGCCGGGCCAGGAAGGGACCCCCGCCCCGAGACCCCGUUCCCCCACCUCCCCGCCGCCUCUCCUUCCCCUUCCAGCGGGCCUGGGAGAGCUUCAUCGCCGAGGGCCACGCCGCCCUCCAGCCCGGCUCCAAACCUGCCCGCUGGGCCCCCCGGCGAGGCCGGAGGACCCCCGAGUCGGAGCGGACGGCCCGGCCGAGACCCCGGCCCCCGGGCCCCGGGCCCGGCCUUCCCUCCUCCGGGCCGUCGACGGAAGGACGACGCAAGAACCAGAGGAGGCAGCCCAACGCCUGGGCCUGCUUCAGGCGGGGCCCACCGAGGACCCGGCAGGCUGGACAUGAUGGCGGGAUGGAGGCCGGGCCCAAGUCAGGGAGGGGGUCAGGCCUCCGGGGCCGGAGCCUGCAGGAGGAAGAAGAGGCGGGAGCGGAGGCCGGGGACGAAGUGGAGGCCGAGAGGAGGCGGGUCAGAGGCCCUUCUGGGCCGCCCCGAAUGCUCUGGAAAGCCCAGAGUUUGGAGGAGGAGGAGGAGGAAGAGGAGGAGGAAGGGGAAGAAGGGGAGGCUGAGGAGGUGGAGGUCAGAAUCUGGAAAGGGAAGGAACCCCUAAGGAGGGCCUGCCCUCGGAGGAGGGACGUGACGGAGGAGGAGAGGCAGGAGGAAGAAGAGCGCGAGGAGGAGGAGGAAGAUGGGACCAGAAGGGAGGCCGGUCCUGCCGCCCGACGAGGCCACCCGUCAGGCCGGAUGUGGCUGAAACAGGGGAGUUCCCAGAAGCAGCUGCGGGAAGAGUUCGAAGAGCUGGGCCUCCAUGAGGCGCCCCUGGCUCCUGUGGGGCGGCCAUCCAGGGACCCCGUCCCUCCGCGAAGCCACGGCGAGAGGGCCUGUGGGGAUGGCGAGCCCUGCCCAGCCUCCAACUCCCCGACACGAACCUCCCAAAAGCGCCAGGAGGCCACAAGGAUCCUUUUGCAGGCCUGGGAGCGGCGGGAGCUGGAAGAGCGGCUAAGAAAGGAGCAGCACCAGGCCCGGGCGCAGAGGGUGCAGCGCCAGGUGGCUCGCUGCCUGGCGUCCUACACACCCACUGGGGCCGCUGGUUCUGGUUGGGGCGCCCAGCGGAAGACAGAGGAGCUCAGGCAUCAGGAGAAGCAGCGAGCGGCGGAGUACCGGGCCGAGCUACGGGGGAUGCGCCACAGAGUGCAGGCCCGACCCUUCCUCUUCGAGCAAGCCAUGCAGGCCAAUGCCCGUCUUUCGGUGGCACGACGCUUUUCCCGGGUAUUGGCGGCCCUGGGUGUGGAUGAAGACCAGCUGUGGAUCCAGGCGGCGAAGGUGGCAGCGGCCAAGGGAACUUGCUCCGAAUGCUCGUCUUCGAGCCCGGGGAAGAGGCCGGUGGCCGGAAUGGGGCCGUCCUCACGGAGCGCUCAGAAAAUAGCCGAGGUGGACGAAGCCCACCGCCCCUGCAGCCGCUGGACCCGGGACUCAAGGGACGACGGGGGUGGGCGUGAGAAAUGAAAUUGUUA
Messenger RNA from Tachyglossus aculeatus (Australian echidna), 2128 nucleotides. RefSeq names its product testis-specific protein 10-interacting protein-like. Gene Ontology annotation, cellular component: nucleus; photoreceptor connecting cilium; ciliary basal body. Gene Ontology annotation, biological process: negative regulation of transcription by RNA polymerase II; positive regulation of transcription by RNA polymerase II; cilium organization. The record is from RefSeq and is a predicted model, not a curated record. The transcript is spliced from 13 exons. NCBI's taxonomy places the organism in Eukaryota, Metazoa, Chordata, Mammalia, Monotremata, Tachyglossidae. Gene Ontology annotation, molecular function: RNA polymerase II general transcription initiation factor activity; transcription corepressor activity; protein heterodimerization activity. Bases 30 to 2120 code for a protein of 696 amino acids.